UUUCUUGAGUGAUAACUAAUUUCUGAGUGGAGGGGACACUUGAGGAAGCAGCACAAGAUGCAUGUGGAGGGCUUUGUCUCCAGGAUGAUACAAGGAUAAACUCCCAAACUGAUCUUUCCCCUUGAUGAGACAAACACACUCCAGAAAAACCUACAACACUAGUCUGCUGAUGUGAGGAACAAAUAAAAGCUGUUGCUUCAACAGCACACGAAAUGUUUAGUUGUUUAGUGUUGGUUAUCCUUAUUCUACAACCUUCCAUUCCACUCAAACAUCUAAAAUGUGCCACCGGGCCAGCAGUGACUGAGCAGGACAAGCCUUGAACACCAGGUGAACAAACAAACUCCUCAUCAUGGAGUGCUUGGACCACCUUCAGUAUCCAGCAUGGAUUAAACCUCCAUGCCAAAUUCCAUGAGGGGUGUGCAGGACUGGAUGAGGUAUCAAGGCUGCUGAUGGGUUUUCCUGCAUUUUCAAAGUACCACAAACAAAUCUCAGCUGUUUUCUGUGACCAUAGCCUGGCUCCUUGGCCUGGAGGGGUAACAUGAUGCUGUACUGCAAGUACAUCACCACCAGAUCUUCUGGAGCUGUGGAGUCCUUGCAGAUGUCUCUGCCCCCUUUCUUCUGUGCUGCUACUGGACAGUGUUCCUCAUCCUGGAAGCCAGUGUUAAAAGUGUGAGCAGUAUUGCUGUUCCACUUGGGUUGUUAUUCAGGCAAGAAAAAUAAUUUUCAAAGGCUGUUUGUUAAAAUACAGGAGCUUGUUAGACAGCACAAGUUCCUGGGAGCAGACAGUGUUUUUGAUAAGAUUGAGAGUUGCUCAACCCAGGUGCUGUUCUCAAGGCCAAGGUCUAACAAACAUUUCUCAGAUCAUAGUGCAGCUCAAGAGCUGGGUGGGGGGAGGCACCACCAGAAUCCACCCCAUGACUAAAGACAACUUCUCUUGCUCCACAGAGUGGCCAUGUGUUCACCUCUUGCCUCUGUGCCUAUAAACAGGGAUUUAUUAUGUCCAGCUUAAAAAUUGUGAGAAAUUUUUGAUCAGGUUAGCUAAAUACUGUGAUUUUUAAGACUACUGAAAGUGAGGGAACAGUAUUAUUUAUGCAAGGACAUCUGUGGGACAGUGCAGUCUGUCUAGCUAAUAUAAACACUCCAAUAUAUAGAACACUACAGUACAUUAGGCAUAAAAUGACAGAAAUCAGAAAAAUUACAGCAGGAUGCAAUGUUAGAUCUGGAAUUCCUGUUGCAGUGGGUGACCACCCAACACAAUCCCACCAGUGGUGUUCUCCAUUUCUCAUCACAUGAUGUAUCUCUUCUGUAUCUGAUGAACAAUGAUUAGAGCUCUGUGUCCAUUCCUUCAGACACCUUCCAGCAGUCAACACAGCUCGUCAUGCUGCAGUAAUCUUUCCACCAGUGCAAGGUUCAUUCCAGUGGGGGUGAGCAGGAAAUCUUGCUGGGAUGUAUAGGUAGGUUGUAGCAAUUCAUGGAUUGUGACAGAGCUGAAUAGUUGAAGUUGCAUCCCCUAAUUUUGGAGAAAACUACAAACCCAAAUGUUUGAGUGAUGGCUUAUUUCUACAGUGGUGUGGUGUCCAUGGAAUCACAGAUAGUUCUUAAUCUUCCCAAUGUAUAUAAGUACAGUUUCAAGCAUUUCAGCAGGACGUAUUUCAAAAUGACAAACAUUUUGUUCAGUGCCAAGACAAAUGUCUUGGACAUUAGUGGUGUUCCUUUCACAAAUAAAUCCCUGUUGUUCCUGUACAACACACAUCAACAGUGACAGCUUGCCAUUUGUUCCUAUUUUGUUGGGCCCAUACUCUGUGUUGUAUUGGAAAUAAUUCCAUGGUGAUUUAACCCCAGUGCAAUGGGUGGGUAUAUGAGGUUUACCAAAGCACUGUGUAUUGUUAAAGCAAAAGCUGUGGCUUUACUGUUGGUAGGGUCAGAAGUGAAGUUAACUAGAUGCCACCAAGGCUGAAAUUCUAAUUAAAAUUUGUUUGCAUUAGCCCUGAUUACCUCUUACAUUUCAGUGGUCAAGGUACCUCCAUAGCUUUCCCUUAUAAGUUGCUGUUGCAGUGAAUUGUGUGCACCACAGAGUUUGGAUGUAGCUGUAGACAGGGAGACCUGCAGGCUCCAGAAUGAGGAGGAGAGUGAAGAGGAAGGAGCCUGCUGGCUGUGUCCAUCUUGCUCCACUUGCUAUCACCUCCCAAGUGGGAUGCUUGGACACCUGGGCCUGUGGGAUCUGCCUGCCCAGGAGAGAAGGGAACCAUUGCAGGGAACUGUGAGAGGCCCCUGUGGUUCCCACCCCAUCAGACAUGGAGAAGAUAAGGAAGAAAGCGGAAGCCAGUGAAAAGAGACAUCACCAAGGCAGAGCAAGAAGCUCUUCCCAGCCCCUCUGAGUGCUCCCCCUGAGCCACCCCCUCCUUUGGGGUCUGCAUCCCUUGUGCUUUUGGGGAGCUGCUGUCCCUUCUUGGCUGCUGAGGAUGUGCUGAAGGCCAAGCCCUGCCUGCAGUGCCCUGUGCCAGCCUGGCUGGGCCCUGUGCUGCCCCUGGCUCUCUGCAGACCAUGGUGGGGACAAAGGACCUGGUCACCAGAGAGCCUGCCCUGGCUCACCCAGGACAUCCCCCUCUCCAAGGUCAGGGCUCUGUGCCAGGAGAUCUGCAAGGAGAUCCAUGACUUGAUGGCAGAGCACAUGGCAGAGAACAUCUGGACCCUCCAGGAGUCCCUUGACUUGGUGAGCUGCCACUGGUGUCCCCUGGGGCUGCCCCUCACUGCUCUGCCCUGCUGCCCCUGCCCUGCAGCCCUUGGAGGCUUCCAGGGUGAAGGGACCAGGAGGGAAGAGUGGGAAGGGUGUCCUAAGAGUGGAAUGUGGGAAUCAGCCCAACCCACCUGAAGCCCCCUACACUCCUGCCAGCCUCUCUCCAGCCCCAGGGAAGGUGACAGAAUGGCGUGCUGAGAUGUGCUGCAGGAUUUCCUGGGGGGCAGCAAAGCAGAGGGAGGAAGAGGAGACCAAGGUCUGCCAGUGGAGUGGGACUGCAACCCCCAGUACCUCCAGCCACUGCCCCAAGAAAAAGGCCGUGCUGAGGGUGACAGGAGAAACAGCAGGAGCUGGUGUCAGCUGGGGCCAGGCUGCAUUGACACCCCACCACAGCUCAUGGGUGUACAUGGGCACCUGAAACCCUUAGCUGGGAAGGAACCUUCUGAAAUUCAGCAAAGAUCAGCAGCAAUGGCAACACUCACUCUGGGCACGAUGCUGGAUGUUGCCCUCGGGUCAUCAAGAGCUGGAGCUGUCGACUUUGAGCAGCUGUACAACCUCCUGAAUGGGAUGCUUUUGCACCUGGGCCUGCGGGAUCUGCCUGUCCAGGAGAACGGGGAACCACUGGAGGGGGCCGAGGGAAGCCCUUUCUCUGCCGCUUUCCUUGAGGAGUUAAUGCGGAAAGUGGAAGCCAAUGAAAAAGAACUCGCUGAGGUCCGGGCUCGUUGCCAGCAGCUCAAUGAGGAGGUCACUGAGAUGAAGGUGGAGCAGUCCCGCAUGACAGAGGACAUGCAGAGGAUGAAGGAGAAUUUUGGCGUGGACUCGCUGGAUGACCUCCGUAACCAGCUGCUGGAAAGUGUCAUGUCCGCCGUGAGGGACAUGUUGAUGGGCGACCAAGACUCCCCAGAUCAGCCUAGCUCCAGGCAGAUAAAUCCGUUGGAUGACGACGAGCUGAUUGUCAUCGGCAAUGAAAUUACCCUCGUGGAAAGGACACCCGUACCAAGGCCUGUCAGCCCCCUGCCCCCCAAGGCCGAGACAGAGGACAGAGAGAAGGAUUCCCUGGAGGCAACUACGAGCAGCCACCCAGUCUCCUUCGGGGCAGAUGACGUGGGACAGAUCAAGGAUGAAGAGAUCAAGAUAAGUAUCUCUGAGGCAGAGGCUCUUCCCAGCCACCUGGAUGUUCCCCCUGAGAUGACCGAUGUGGGAGAGAUCAAGGAUGAAGAGAUCGAGAUGAGCAUCUCCAAGAAAAAGAGUUUGGAUGACAGAGUCACCGCCUCGAGAAUGCAUCCAGGAGCCCCUGGCACCCACCCCCCAGUCCAGCGGGUGCAGUCAUUACGAGGCACCCCAGGAACCCAGACCCCCAGGAUCCCAGGGGAGAGUGUGGCUGGGACCAGCAGCAAGCUCCUGACACCCAAGGAGGAACAUGGAGGAGGCAGCUCCAGGAUGGAGUCACCCCCAGCUAAACCUGGAAUGAUGGUCCUAAAGGUGCCCUCUUCCAAGUACUCACCUUGUGAGCCGCUUGUGCGCUUACGCUCUGAGAUCCCAUCCACGCCACCGCUAUCCCCUGGCCUCUCCGGGCGCCUGUGCCAUGCUCGCAAGCAGUACCAAACACAGGAGCAAAGGGAGCAGGCAGCUGACGGGUAUUCCCGCAGAUCACCGAUGUACUGUGGGGGUAAACACACCAGCACCUACCCCGUGCAGCCCAUGGAGCCCCUGCUUCCAGACCCCAACAAGCCCGGCGUGAUUGAACUGGUGGGCAAGGAUGGACUCGUGUACCGGGGCCGGGAUGCCUAGGGGAUCUGAGCAAGCAACUGCAGCCUGCAGAAAUAAAGGGUGACGAGCAGCCAAGCACCUCCUGAACGCAGCAGGAUCUUCCCUUCAUGCACAAAGAGGAGGCAGCAGCAUCCCUCGUCCUGAAAACAGCCCCUGUGGAACCCCCUCUCAGGGUCUGUGUCAGCCCCACAGUGUCGUGCACCCCCGGCCCUCACGAGCCCCACUGCCAGGGGAGCCUGUGGUCCCAAAAGGGUCCGGGACAGCAGGAGGAGGAGGAGCUCGUGGAAAAGGGGAAAAUGGGGACCUCAGUGGGAAGGACAGCAGCAAAACACAGUUCGAUGCCAAAAGCAAAUCCCACCCCAAGCCUCUGGUUUGCUGUUGCUUAUCCCCCAGGAUGAGCAUCACUGAGCUGCCUUCCUCAUCUCCAAGUGAAGAAACCCCCUCUGUCACCCCCUCAUCCCUCUUGCAGUGCUGCCACUGAUUGAAGGCACAAACCCCUCUGCUCCCCACCUCCAACCAACACCCCACAACCCCAGGAGAUGGACACGUCCCCUCCUUUCCCUUGUGCCACCCCGAAGCCCCCCCUCACCGUGGGUGGGAGGAAGCCCCAGUGUGUGCUGAGACUGAACACAAGUGGUGUCACGGGGAGUACCGGGCAGGGAAACCCCGAGCCCUGGAGCAGCACGGGGGAAAUGAGGGGUGUCACAGCUGGGGACACAAGGCUGUGUGCGCAGGGGGCUGGGGAUGUCCCCUCUACACACGAGCAGUGACACUUCCUGGGGGGGACACAGCUGGUGGCACCUCUCGGGUGAGUGGGAGGGUGAGAAAACUUGAGGGGAACCCCAGAAGAACCUGGGGAGGACCCAGAGCUUAUGGGGGACAUUCCCUGGGGAAUCCUGGUGGAUGUCCCCAAACCUUCCCCCCACAGGGACAGCCUCCAUGCCUGGUCUGCUCCACUGUACUCCACAGGCAUCUCAGCUCCCAGGGAGAUCCCCCUGGAAUGUUCUCCCUGGUGAGUUUGGUUUUUCAGGGGAAAACCAGGUACUCAAAACCUGCUUUGGGGGUACUGAGGUGGACACAGCAGGAUCUGGGAUCCCCCCAGUGCCACAGUAGGGUAACAGGAGGCCCCAGGAGGAUAACUGGGCACCAGAGCAGAGCCAACAAAGAGCCAUCCUGCACUCCUGACUGGGAUUGAGGGGCUUAAAAACAAACCCCUUUGGGACCAAUUGGAUUGGCAGGACAUGGCCCAGCUGGGGUCACCUCUUUGGUGCUCAUCAUCCCCCUGCCCCUUUUGCUGCCCCAGGAUCCAGAUGCACCCUAUAAACACCCCCACAGCCCUGCACACCCCAAACACACCCCCAGCCUUGGGCAAUCCUUGGAGCAGGUAAGGAACUCCAGACAGAGGAUUUGCCUUUGCUCCUUGGAGUUUGUGCCAUCCUGAGGACCUCCCCAUCCCUGCAGAAAACUUUGGACUGUGCCUUGAGCCUCCCAGUGUUUCCUGGCAUUUCCAGAGCUGCUGUGCUCCCAUUUUAGAGGUUUUAUGCAGACAGGGGUGUCAGCUGCACCCCGGCACAUGGGGACUCCUCGCUGUGCUGGAACAGCACCCCCAUGGCCUUGGGUCUUCCCUCUGAUCCCCCUUUUUGGGGACAGCAGUGGUGGUUUGUGCAGGCAGAGCACAGACUCAGUCUCCACUGGUGACGCUGCUUCACAGAGGAGUCACCCCCAUUUUCAGUGCCCUACCAGGGACACCCUCUCAUCAAAGAGAAAAGGCAGGGACAGCUGGUGUUAAAAAAGUGAUUUUUUUUUUUAAAUUUUUAUUAUUUUUUAAAUUAAUAAAAAACCUUCAACCUGUUUUUUGCUGGGUCUUUUUUCUCUCUUUUUUUUUUUUUUUUGGUUUGUUUUUCUGUUCGUUUUUUUUAAGCAACAUUGAUUUGAAAACUAAAAAACCCCCAGCUCCCCCCUGCCUGGGGAAGCGCCACGUAAGGCGGUCACAGGGACAGGGGGACAUCACUUUGAUAAACCCCCAAGCCCUGGGGGUGCUGAGGGAGGGAGGACGGGGUUGGGGGCAAGUCCAGGAGGGUCUGUGCAAGAAGCUGGGCUGAAUUUCGGGAGCCAGAGAGCUGCAUUUGUCCUGGGCACUGCAACAAGUGCCCAGGGAAGCCAGAGCUGGGAAGGGUGUCCAGUGGCUCCACGUCCAUGUGGCCAUGAUCUGGGGUGCCAACAGCCACCUCCAUCCAUUUAUUUUUGUUAUUCCUGUCCUCCCCUCUCCUGCCCUGAUGUAGAGAUGCUGGGUGGGGAUAGAGCCAUAGAGAAAACCCCCCCAAACA
Messenger RNA from Poecile atricapillus (Black-capped chickadee), 6834 nucleotides. RefSeq lists its product as uncharacterized. NCBI's taxonomy places the organism in Eukaryota, Metazoa, Chordata, Aves, Passeriformes, Paridae. The coding region runs from base 3134 to 4528 and encodes 464 amino acids. The record is from RefSeq and is a predicted model, not a curated record. The transcript is spliced from 13 exons.